UGAAUAUAAUAAUGAUCCGUGGUCUAGUUGUUGCCGUCUUUUUUUUUUUACCCUUCCUCAUCAGAAAAUGUAUAAAACACCUGGAAAGCUGUUAAUCUCCUGUCGCCGCAAUUUAUGAAAAAUAAGCAAAGCUUGCGAAGUGAGAAAUCGGUGCUAUGGAAAAUUGCUAUUCAGUUUCUAGAAUCUUCGACAAAUGCGCACACAUGGCGGACAAACAGUUCAUCGUUGCUCAUUUAUGCGGCGGCGCAAUUAUUGGAACUUUCCGGCGAAGAGUCGGUUCGAAUUGCGCCGGCUUAAAAUAACACGAAGUGGCUGGACAAGGAACAUAGAUGUGUUUUUCCAGUGGCUAUCAGCUCUACCUUUCUCAGGUGGUGGCUUCAAUGAUGUUGCAGCUGCAGAAGGUCUUGCUUCAGCAUUAAUGAUGUUUUCUUCAUUCAAUGGAAGCCAACAAACUCAACAAAAUGCUGAUGGGCAAAGACAUUGCAUACUUGUUGCCGCAAGUAACCCUUAUCCAUUGCCUACACCAGUUUAUUAUCCAGCUAUGCUGAAUCUGGAGCAGAGUGGAAAUAUUGAAGCACAUACCAGUCUUCGACUAGCUGAUGCUGAGAUAGUUGCAAAGGCAUUUCCUCAGUGCUCUGUUUCCCUCUCUGUUAUAUGCCCAAGGAAGCUUCCGAAAUUAAGAGCAAUAUAUAAUGCGGGAAAACACGAUCCGCAAGCAGAUGACCCGCCUGUUGAUACGUCUAAGAAUCCGAAUUUUCUUGUAUUAAUUUCGGAAAAUUUCAGCAGGGAUUGUGCUGCUUUCAGUCACACUGAAAUGGAAAGUUUGGCGCCAAACCAGAGCCUGGUUGAAAUGGAUAUGACUUCUGUUUCUCCAAUUUCCGGGCCAGCUAAUUCAUCAGUUAUGAAUCAACAACCCAUUUCAGCUGGAAAUAUUCCUGCUGCACCGGUAAAUAUCGAGCCCGCCAUGGCGACCUCUGUUGGUAGACCUGCACCUCCACAUAUUCCUACUGCUCAUCCUACUUCUCAAGUUGCUGCAAGCUUGCAAAGUGGUUUACCUAUUUCUAUUUCAGAGGAGAUGGUUCCGAAUAAUGAGAAUACUAAGGAAACAACACCUAUUGUCAGUGUGAUGACACAGUCCUUAGGUCUUCCAUUUAGUGGUGCAGCUGCUAAUGUCGGAAUAUUGAAUGAAGUGGCUUCUGCUAUAUCUACUGCUCCAACUGUAUUAACAUCGGGGCAACUAGGUUUCACAUCAAUAUCUGGGUUUGCUCCAAUUGCCAGAACUGAUCAGAUAUCUCAAAACUUCGGUCCUGCAUCAUUAACUUUGAUGGCUCCCAGUAUAUUUGGGAAUUCUAACCAUUGCAUGCCCCAGCCAUUGAACAAUAUCUUAGGAGGCACUGGUGCAGGCAAUCAAACAGUACCUGUAAUGAGUCGAGGAAAUCUUCCCGGGUCUCAAAUGAUGCAAAGCGGGAUAGGCAUGCACCAGAAUGUGCCGAGUGGAACAGGUAUUGGUAUGCCUUCGGGACAACUGUUGAGUAAAAUCCCAGGAGCCAUUGGUGCAGGCAGUCCAACAGCACAUGUAAUGAGUCAAGGAAAUCUUCCUGGGUCUCAAAUGAUGCAAAGCAGGGUAGGCAUGCACCAAAAUGUGCCGAGUGGAAUGGAUACUAGUAUGCCUUUGGGACAACUAUUGAGUAAUAUCCAAGGAGGCAUUGGAGAAGGCAAUCUCACAGUACCUGUAAUGAGUCGAGGAAAUCUUCCUGGGCGUCAAAUGAUGCAAAGCGGGAUAGGCAUGCACCGGAAUGUGCCAACUGGAAUGCAUACUGGUAUGCCUUCGGGACAACUGUUGAGUAAUAUCCAAGGAGGCAUUGAUGCAGGCAGUCUAGCAGCACCUGUAAUGAGUCAAGGAAAUUUUCCUGGGUCUCAAAUGAUGCCAAGAGGGAUAGGCAUGCACCAGAAUGUGCCAAGUGGAAUGGGUAGUAGUAUGCCUUUGGAAAUUGGCAGAAUGAUGCCUACUCCAGGGAUGACUCAACAAGGACAGCCUGGAAUAUUGGCUCUUGGCAGGAAUAACAGUGCAGAAGCUAACAUGUCUCUAUCUCAGCAGCAAACAAUGGCUACAUCACCAUCAGCUCAGUCAGGUUACGUCAAAAUCUGGGAGUUGCUUCAAGAUCAUGGGAGGACACCGGUCGCAUAGAAAGUAGCAUGGUGGGUAGUCGAAAUAGUGGCACUAUAACGGUAUAGCCAUCACCUGAUCAGAGAUAGAACUGUGCUAGAUUCAAAAAGGAAGAAGAAAUUCAUAGGGGCGGACACUUUGGCUGGCACGCGCGCCAAUAGGUGUGAUAUUCUUGUUUAAGUUGGAUCAUCUGAAGUUGGUAGUCUUACUCUUAAGGUAUUGUAUAGUAUAACUUCCAGAAGCAUAUUUGAUUUACCAACAAGAUGUGUAUUACAUUUCCUGUGUAUUACAUUUCCAUGUAAUUAAUACAAUAAUGUGCAUAAAAGCAGAUGUAUAAUCCAUUUGAAAAGGCUUUUAAAAGUA
Messenger RNA from Solanum dulcamara, 2530 nucleotides. Its product is annotated as mediator of RNA polymerase II transcription subunit 25-like. NCBI's taxonomy places the organism in Eukaryota, Viridiplantae, Streptophyta, Magnoliopsida, Solanales, Solanaceae. Bases 194 to 2188 code for a protein of 664 amino acids. The record is from RefSeq and is a predicted model, not a curated record. The transcript has 8 exons. Gene Ontology annotation, biological process: positive regulation of transcription by RNA polymerase II. Gene Ontology annotation, cellular component: transcription regulator complex; mediator complex.